GUGGCGUCAGUUUUCCCGCGGUUCUGAGUGUGUGAGGAGGUGUGGGUGAGACUUGACUGUUCGAGACUCGUGCUGUCUGUUUAACCAUAAACUUCCACAAUGACAGGCGUUUACGAGUCUCCAAAACACAGAAUCAAUGCAUCGAUGUUGUCGCAGUACAUUAGUCGAGCAGUUUGCUUCGUUGGACGCUUGGAAAAGGUCCAUCCAUCAGGAAAGGCUCUUACCCUGUCAGAUGGAGAAGGGAAGAUGGCAUCAGUGGAGCUCAAUGAACCUUUGGAUGAAGAGCUGAGUGGGAUUGUGGAGGUUAUUGGCAUGGUGUCCAGCAAAGGAACAAUCAUGGCUGUUUCAUAUAAUCAGUAUCGAGAAGACAAAAUCCCUUUCGAUUUGGAGCUGUACAAUGAAGCGGUUAAAGUCCUACAUGAUUAUCCACAGCAUUACCCGUUCGAGGUUCCUGUAAGCGGUUAAAACUGUCCAUGCAGCAUUUUUAUAUUUGCCUUUUUUCAGCAGUUCUUGUAUAAUUAGAUAUUUACUGUAAAAUAUGUAAAUGUUUUUGUUACUUGAAAUAAAACUUGUUAAAUCUCUCAAACAAAAUUCUUACUCCCCCCGCCCAUUUCUGAUUUUCUUUAGUUAUGUUCUUUAGAAUAACUAAAGAAAAUAGUGGAAGACAGUUUGCGUCAUUAACAGCAUCUAGGUUAUCUUGUCUGCUACAAUGUUGCUAUAAACAGAUUAAAAAAUAAAAAAACUUAAAGGAACUCUUGAUGGUUUCCUGAGAUUUAAAAAAAAACAAAACAUUUAUUACAAGAAAUAAUUUGCAUUGAAACAACUGUGAAACACAUGAAAUGUAGUCCGGUCACAAAAAAAAAAAAAAAAAAAAAAAAUGACUGUUUUACUAUACAUUGGACAUCCACACAUUAGUAAAUGUCUGGCAAACUGAGAACCAUUUAUUAUCAGUUGUCUCUAAUAUGUCUUAACAUUGCAGCAUUUUUACAUUACAAUGAACCUUAGACUAAUAGUAUGUUUUGGCAGUGAUUGUUGGUUUAUUUAUUUUUUCAUUUUAAUAUGUUACAAAAAGGAACAACACCAAAUGUCAAACAUAAAGCUCAACAUUUAAACAGAAAUUUAGAGAUCUAGGGCUCUUAUUUUCCUGAGUGCACAAAGCACUAUGCGCUACGUCUUAUCUGUAGGUGGGAGUGUUUGCGCUAUUGUGGGUGUAUGUGCACAAACUGUGGGUGUGUUGUAUGUUAAUGAAGUGGCGCAAAGCACAAUUUGCUAUUUUCCUGAGAAAUGGUGUAUGCUAAGACUUGUAUUAAAACCACUUAUCUCAGCGCAAAGUCUAAACUCAGUUCCUGUAUUUGCAGUUUGGAUAUUCGAACAGCAGGUGGUUAUAAAGUGCAUGUCCAAACUCUGAAAAUCUAGUGGAACAUCAAAUUAUAUCAAUGACAGUCACCGUUACUGUUUUAUGAAACACUUAGAGAUAUAUGUUAAACUAUCUGUAGUUCAUGGUUUAUUUUUCCAAUUAUAAUUGUUAUGUUUAUGUUUACAAUUGUAUUUAAGAUCUAAUUUUGUAUUGGUAUUUUUCCACCUGUUGUCAUAGAGUGAUUUUGAAGUCACUGCAAAAGGGGCCGAUAGAAGUGGACGAUGGGUAAAAUAUUUGGAUUUGGUAUGAUUUUUUUGACCACUUUGUGUUAUAU
Molecule: messenger RNA, 1691 nt
Organism: Myxocyprinus asiaticus (Chinese sucker)
Lineage: Eukaryota; Metazoa; Chordata; Actinopteri; Cypriniformes; Catostomidae
Product: replication protein A 14 kDa subunit-like
Exons: 4
Coding region: 100-465 (121 amino acids)
Biological process (GO): base-excision repair; nucleotide-excision repair; DNA replication
Cellular component (GO): DNA replication factor A complex; nucleus; site of double-strand break
Molecular function (GO): single-stranded DNA binding; damaged DNA binding
Source: RefSeq, a predicted model, not a curated record